Molecule: messenger RNA, 5594 nt
Organism: Conger conger (European conger)
Lineage: Eukaryota; Metazoa; Chordata; Actinopteri; Anguilliformes; Congridae
Gene: dyrk3
Product: dual specificity tyrosine phosphorylation regulated kinase 3
Exons: 3
Coding region: 1498-3213 (571 amino acids)
Biological process (GO): positive regulation of cell cycle G2/M phase transition; peptidyl-serine phosphorylation; cytoplasmic stress granule disassembly
Cellular component (GO): nucleus
Molecular function (GO): protein serine/threonine kinase activity; protein serine/threonine/tyrosine kinase activity; ATP binding
Source: RefSeq, a predicted model, not a curated record
CUGCGCGAGCUGAGCUAGACUGGCAGACAGAUCUACCUAUCAGGCCAAUAUUUAUUUUAAAACGGGGCUUCUCCUUUGGAAAUCCCACCGCCUCUCCUGCAUCUGCCUAUCAGGAGAAGUAGUCCCCAAACGUGCUCACUCUUGUGUUUUUGUUUGAUCACUGGACGUGGAGUGGCAGACGCUCUUCGCAACGAACGGCUGGCACGCAUCGAGGUUUGCAACCCAACCGAUGUGCCUGCUGAGACGGAAUAAAUAACCGGGAGAUAAACUGAUAAAACAUCUGAUCCAAACGGACGCUUAGGGGCUGGACGUUUGCAGAGCAAUGUACUGAGCUUGGACUGUUUUUCGUGCCCGAGGAACCACACUUUUUGUGCAGUGUCCGGGAGAGGACCGCACUUGGGUUUCACUACCCAUCAAGGAACAUUUGGCUAGUGCAGGAAAAAGGCGAGAGGAAUCCCGAGAAAUCAUCGUUCUCGACCCUCUUCCUUGUGGGGAUGGUUCUUCAGACAGAAACAAAAAGGCAUCUGAGAAAUUCGAGGAGCGUUGGAGGCAGACAUCAGUGCAAACCUUGUACUCGAACUAUUUUUACCAGAAGUGCUGUUCCUGUGGACGGGUGUUUUUGUGUUUGCAGUUGACCGUUCCUGGAACUUUUAGCAGGCUGGCUGUCUGCUAGCUAGCGGUCGAGAGGAGAGACGAGGACAACUGAUUGUGGGGGGAAAUCCCGAACUAGCUAGGUAGUUGAUGGAAAAAUAAACAUAUAGGGCAUUUUUUCUCAGUAGCUAGAUUGUUAUAACCUUCACUAGCUUUUUCGCUACGUUUUUCUUAAAAGUAUUUUUCACAACUUUGCACAUGAAUUGAGCCCUUUGGUUUUGAUGCGUUUAGAGCCUAUGCUAUCUCACGUUUCAUAUCGACCUGCUUCUUUCAUAUUCGCUAUGCACACUGCACAUCUAUAUGUUUGUUUAACUUAACAAAUUGUAACGUUAUCGAACGGUGAUUCUGACCACCUUUUAUUUCUAGAGACAUUGACUAUGUGUCAAGAUAUUGCUUAAGUGGAUAGCUGUCUUCCGUGCAUUUGAAUGAUCAGAAUUUGGUCCUUUAUUUCGUUAGCCAGCUAGGUACACUACACACUGCAUGUUGAUAAAUGAAAUGGCUAGCUAAGUUACAUAGAUGGUUGGUUACACAUUGGGACACAUAACGUCACACACAGCCACCUCACUGAAUUUAGCGUGCUACUGUAUGUUACAGUAUUUAUGUAGUUAAGAAGCUAACAGACUCACAAGACAAGUGGAAAUAGCGUGUCUGGUUCUGGUAACCGGAUAAGAAUGCGGUUCUGGUCCGUUCGUGUGUUCACGGCUAAUCAGAACUGCUACAGUCGAAUUACUGACUUAGCUACGGGGCUAGCUAAUAUUAUUUUUUUUGUCGUGAAAGUAUUUUUCUACAAGUUUUUUUAAUUUUACAUUUGUAUGGUGGCGUCAGUCUCAAGUUGGGUCGGCAGUCAUGAUGAUAUUGAGCAGGAAACCGGAUGGUCCCAUCACGGCAGUUCGCCAGGGGGACGGCCUGUAUGAUUCCUACAUGCGAACGGAUCACGUCUUGAAGGGAGACGGGGACACCAAUGCGCACAACCAAUCUACUCUACCCAAGCACAACGGUGGAAACAAGCUGGCGAUGAAGGACCAGCAGCCGGGGGCGGUGCGGGGCAGCCAGGUGAUGAAGGUGCGGUACCUGUACGAGGACUCGUCCAAGGCGAAGGCCAACGUCCCCGCCAAAGCCCCGCCCCCUCUCUCCAAGGAGCGGAGCCUCGACAGCACCAGCUCGGGGAAGUCCGGGGAGAGCGCGGAGCGGGCGGGGCGGGUGGACCCGCUCACCCCCGAGGAGGCGCUGAAGCUGCACCGGCAGCAGCUGACCGCCCUGGAGCAGCAGGAGAUCCUCGGCUACCCCGAGGUCUACUUCCUGGGCCCCAACGCCAAGAAGAGGCCCGCCGCGGCCAACGCCGGCUCCAACAACAACAACAACAACAACGGCUUCGACGACGACCAGGGGGGCUACAUCCACGUGCCGCACGACCACCUGGCCUACCGCUACGAGUUCCUCAAGGUCAUCGGCAAGGGCAGCUUCGGCCAGGUGGCCAAGGUGUACGACCACAAGACGCGGCAGCACCUGGCGCUGAAGAUGGUGCGCAACGAGAAGCGCUUCCACCGGCAGGCGGCCGAGGAGAUCCGCAUCCUGGAGCACCUGCGCAAGCAGGACAAGACGGGCGCCAUGAACGUGGUGCACAUGCUGGAGCACUUCACCUUCCGCAGCCACAUCUGCAUGACCUUCGAGCUGCUCAGCAUGAACCUGUACGAGCUCAUCAAGAGGAACAAGUUCCAGGGCUUCAGCCUGCCGCUGGUGCGCAAGUUCGCCCUGUCCAUCCUGCAGUGCCUGGACUCGCUGCACAAGAGCCGCAUCAUCCACUGCGACCUGAAGCCCGAGAACAUCCUGCUGAAGCAGCAGGGCCGCAGCGGCAUCAAGGUCAUCGACUUCGGCUCCAGCUGCUACGAGCACCAGCGCGUCUACACCUACAUCCAGUCGCGCUUCUACCGGGCGCCCGAGGUCAUCCUGGGGUCGCGCUACGGCAUGCCCAUCGACAUGUGGAGCCUGGGCUGCAUCCUGGCGGAGCUGCUGACCGGCUACCCGCUGUUCCCCGGGGAGGACGAGGGCGACCAGCUGGCCUGCGUCAUGGAGCUCCUGGGCGCCCCGCCGCAGAGGCUCCUGGAGCAGUCCAAGCGGGCCAAGAACUUUGUCAGCUCCAAGGGCCACCCGCGGUACUGCACGGCCACCAGCCUGGGCAACGGGACGGUGGUGCUGAACGGGGGCCGGUCCCGCCGGGGGAAGCUGCGCGGGCCGCCCGGCAGCAAGGAGUGGGUGUCGGCGCUGAAGGGCUGCGAUGACCUCACCUUCCUGGACUUCCUGAAGAAGUGCCUGGUGUGGGACCCCGCGGCCCGGCUCACCCCCGCCCAGGCCCUGCGCCACCCCUGGCUCUUUAAGAGGCUGCCCAAGCCUGCCCUGGGGGCGGCGCGCCGCGGCGCGGACCACAGCGCCUCCUUCCCCAGCAUCAUGUCCAAACUGCCCCCCUCCGGGCCGCCCAAUCACAAGCUGCGGACCUCCAUGAUGGGCGGGGACUCUGGGGGGGGCAUCCCACUGCGCACCGUGCUGCCCAAGCUGGUCUCCUAGGAUACCGACGGACUGUCGGACGGACGAUCGCUUCUUUAUUUUUCUUUUUUAAUGACGUUUGGGGAGGGACUCCCCGAGGGUUUCACUGGCGUGGGCGAGAGGCGCUGAAAUAGCCCCCUGGAGGUUUUUAUAUAUCUAGCCGUUUUCACGAUCAGCUGGUUUUUCUGAUAGCCUUUGUAAAGGUGGUUGUUUUUAGGCUUUUUUAACACGUCUGAGGCGUGGUGUUGGAGCGGCGUGUGAGCGGCGUGAAUCCGCUGUUCUCACAGAAGAGCGUGGUUCUGAAGCGCUUCUCACAGCCGCACUGCUCGAAGGGCUCUAGACUGCUGUAAUCAGCAGAAUUUAAAAACUCGCUAAUCCUAGAUGAUUGAAAUUGUUUUUAAAUAGCAAUAUUGAUAAUGAUUUUUGUAAUAAUAAUGCUUGACAAGCUUAUUUGUGUCAUAGUUGAAGCCCUAUUGCUGUGAGAAUGAAUUCUUGGUCGUAGGAUGGCUUCAUAAAAACCCACACAAACGCACACAAAAUUGAGACUGUUUUUAUUACCUAAUCAUGGCGAGUAGACCACGUCCGUUAGACGUGGGAAGAAGUGUUCCCUCUUUGUUUUAUUUUUCCUUUUCUAAACUUGCAUGAAGGGCUUGGAACCUUGUGUUGUGUGGCUCACCAGGAAGGCGUGACUGAAGAGGCCGUCUCUCCGCGAGACGUCCGCUUGGCCGGAAUGUCGUACUGAAGGAAUUUGCGUUCAGAAUAUACAGUUUGGCACAAAUAAUAAACGUGUUUAGUGUGAGAGAUCACGGCGUGCAAUUCAGCAGCUGCUGUCCGUUAUUGGUCGCCAUGGUGACCCCUGCGGACCACGCCCACCGCAGGUGCGAGGGUGCGAUUGGAUGGCUGUUUCACAGGUGCUGUAGGUAUGCAGGUAAUAUGCAUUGGGGGCCAUUUUAAAAGUACAGCUCAGGUUAACUGCGCUCAGGGAUUCGGACAUGUGUCAGAUUGUCACUCUCUUUUAUUUAUCAAUUUUCAUAAUUUAAAGAGCGAUAGUGUUCACAUAUGGCAAUAGCAAACAUGAUUGUAGUUGUGGGGGAGUGACACUGUCAUUGAUCUGGCUUGUAGGCAUGGUUGGCAUGGCGAUUGAUCAAUAACCAGUUUCAACCAGACAGUCAAUCAUUUCAGCUAAAGUGAGAAUAGAUGGCAGGAAGAAUGCUCUCUCGGGUAAAAAUCUAGGCAAUCUAUUUUCUUCCAUUUACAAAAUGUAAUGAAGUGAUAUAUAUGUAAUACAGUGAUGAGGGUAGAACUGCAGGGCUUCACAUUUUUGGUGCUUGUUGAUGAUGCAGGAGUUGGCAUGGGAACAUUCCCCUGGAGAACCCAUACAGACGGAACCCGUAGAGAACCCUGGGGGUUUUGGGUUUUGUGCAUCCUGAACCGAAAACAAACCCUCAUUAUUUCUUUUUAUAAGCUGUAAUUAACCCAGGACCAGAACUUCCUCCUCUGCCUCUAAACUCCCUUAAACUCCAGCUGAGAUGUAAUUACUGGGUUUCUGAUUAGGGACGUGUGAAUCUGGGUAAUAACUGUAUUUAUAGUGGCAAUAUUUUAGCAGUAAAAACGAACCACUUCAAUCAGGCUUGAGGACAUGCAGAAUGAAAUAAACGAUAAGCAGGAGUGUCCUGUGUAAUGAUGUCAGGGAGAUUUUCCCCAUCCCUCCAUCCCUCCAUCCCUCCCACGGGGACUGUUUCCUCUCCGACAGUGAGACGGGACUGUAUGAAGGGCCGGGGGGGCUGGACCCCCUAAAAACACCCCGUGACCCUGUGACCCCCCCCCCCCCACAGCCUGCCUGUGUCACGGGGUCACAGGGUCACGGGGCUGUGUCAUUUCCCUGCUCACGCUGUAUUCUGCAGCCCGUUAAUCUCAGUGUUCGCUGGGUAAACACUGCUGCUCGUGUCAUUAUGUGGUCACUAUUUUCAUUUCACAGGGAAGCACUCUGUAACAGACUGUAAAAUCCUCUCAUAUUACUUCACAGGUUUGUAUUUACCCAGUGAAUAUUAGGUAACUAACAGGCUGUUACCAUAACCCCCCUCCCCUCCGUGGGGCCUGUAGCUGUGUGCCCUCCCUCUUACACACCUGACCAGUCUGAGGACGGCGUGUUUGUGUUUCGUCUUUCAGAAAACCACAAACAGUUUUAACUGAAGGAAAGUGAGAGAAAACGUAACAUGAAGCUGUGAUGACACUUUUUUUUUUUUUCAGUUUUUCUGAGGGUUGGUGAUGUGUUAAUAGCAUGUAAAUCACAUGUAAAAGAGAAGUGUGAACAUUUGCAUAAUCAUGAGGCCUGUAUAAGAAAUUAGCUUGUGUUAGUUUCUUUUUUUUAAAGAAAAUAAUAAAAGAAAUAUUAACUGAAA